CCUACAACAUUGCCGUCGUUGUGUCCGUUGUGAUACCUUUCCUUCAUAUCUCCAGAGAUCUUUCGACGCUUGAUGAAUGUCAAGGCACGCCAUGUUUACUCAAGAUCAGCGUCUAUCCACUGAUCUUUCUCUCCAUGACAAGCAACUAGAAAGUGAACCUUUCAUCGGUCACAAGUCUACCGAAAUCGAAGACGCGCAGUCACCAGCAACGUCCAAAAAACGACUAUGGGUUAGUCUUAUUAUAGUCGUACAAUGGAUCAUCCUUGGAGUCUCUUUCUUUUUCAAUGCCGUCCUGUGGUUCGGUCCAAUUGAUCGAGCUUCUGUAGUGUAUUCACCUGUUCAUGAUGCGAUUCGAUUUCAUGAUGUCGUUUACGCAUCUGGAUUCCGCUCUCAAGUCACUAAGUUCCAAGGCCCACCUACUGUAGAGGUUGAACAAGCAUGGGAAGAGCUGUAUCCAUCUACGAUGACUCGAGUAUCUGCAGCAGAAGCGGCAAAACUUGCAAAUAAGACGGUUCGUAUACCCGAUGACCCGGAAAACUAUCUGGUCUCAAUAGACGUUUUCCAUCAGAUGCAUUGUCUGAAUAUAAUCCGCAAAAAGGUGUGGGGAGUUGUUCCUGACACAUACGUGGAGGAGAAAAUGCUAGAGCUCGAACAUGUCGACCAUUGUGUGGACAGCAUCCGGCAAAGCCUAAUGUGUUCGGGAGAUGUAACCCCCUUGCCAUGGAAAUGGGGAAAGAAUGAGACUGAUGGGACUGACCUGCUGCAUCCUGAGGCACACGUUGUCCAUACCUGUCUCGACUGGAACUUGCUUAUUCAUUGGGCUGAGGACCGAAAGAUCGUUAACUUGACGCGCGACAAGAAGCCGGUAGAAGAAGAAUCAAAAAAAUAAAUCUUUAAAUAGUCAAUACAGUGCCUUGCCAUA
This is a messenger RNA of Mytilinidion resinicola, 922 nucleotides long. RefSeq lists its product as uncharacterized. Lineage: Eukaryota; Fungi; Ascomycota; Dothideomycetes; Mytilinidiales; Mytilinidiaceae. The transcript is spliced from 4 exons. The record is from RefSeq and is a predicted model, not a curated record. Bases 92 to 889 code for a protein of 265 amino acids. Gene Ontology annotation, biological process: mycotoxin biosynthetic process.